This is a messenger RNA of Lymnaea stagnalis (great pond snail), 13008 nucleotides long. The record is from the annotation of a GenBank genome assembly. Lineage: Eukaryota; Metazoa; Mollusca; Gastropoda; Lymnaeidae.
CAUUAACAGCUUAAGCCGUAGAGAGUAAAUAAAAGAAAUCAUAACAAACAACAAUGGCGGACGGGUAAGAUUUGUUAGAGAUUAAGAUAAGAAAAAUCUGCUACUAUCAUUAAUAAUAAAUGACUAAAUAACACGUUGUAAAAAAAAAUUAUAUAGAUGGAAUUGUAAUGAGUAAUUUUAAUAGCUUGUAAUAAAUUAUGGAUUUUUCGCCUAUUAAUCAUCACAACUGAAAUAGUUGACACUCAGACUCAGUAGUCAGUUUAGUAGUGUCCGUAUUAUCAGUAGAUUCUGAGUAGACUGAAUAGACGGUCAAUGACUUCCACAGAAGUGAAAUGCUUUGACGUCAUUUGCGUGUUUUUGUUAAUUUUAUGUUUUGGAUUAACUCCAGGCAGUAAUUUCAGUAAUAGUUAACUAACUCUAAAUUGUACAGCACUAACUUUUCUUUUUGAUUCUUACAGCCCCCAGUUGUACCCAGACCAUGACCAUGCCUUAGCAUAAACUAAACAAUCUCUCCAUUUUAUUGUGGGUUUCUUUUUUCCAGAUUUUUUCACAUAUAAGUUGGUAUGUUAAAUGUUGGUGUGAAGGUUGUUCACAAAAAGAAUGAAAUACGGGUGGGGGAGGGUAUUUGAACUUAAUUAUAUGUUCCGUUUUCAGCUAGGGAUUAGGGGCCCAGAAUUAAUUUUUUUCUUAUAUGAGGUGUAUAAAUAUAAUUCUAAACAAAAGUUCCUGCAUGGGUGAAUGGAUCUAGGACAAACUUAGUACACAUACACUUGAUUAUCCAUAUUCAUAUGCCGGUACUGAAGGGUAAUGAACUCAUAAUUUUAAUUUUGCCUUAAACUAGCCCAUAUACCUGGCAUUGCUUGGGAUGGGAUUCAGAAAUGAACAUUUCUUCAGCUCCUUAGCUCUUUAGCUAACAUCAAAAGAAGAGCCUGUAAAAAAGCACAUUUUAUUCCCUAAAAACAUUUAUUAAAAACAAUCUGAAGGCGAUCCCAUUUCCCACUGGGAUCCUGAUCCCCAGUGGGAUCCCUUCCCGGUUGUGAUCACUAUCCCCAAUAUGGGAUCCCAAUUCCCCUUAGAAUCUGAUACAAUGGGAUCCCAUUCCCCGAUUGGGAUCACAACCUCGGUGAUCCCAAAUCCCUGUAGCAUAUCAUUCUUGGUGGGAUCUUGACCCAGGGGAUUCUGAUCAUGAUGGUAUCCCAUUUCCCGGGGGGAAGCCAACACGCUGGGAUCCCGUCUCCUUGAUGGGUUCCCUUUCCCCAAUGUGAUUAUGUUUCCUGAUGGGAUCCUGUUUAUCGGUGGGAUUCCUGUUCCCAGUGGAGUCCUGUUCACAGAUGGGAUCCUGUUCACCAAUGGGAUCCCAUUUUCCAGAUAAGAUCACGUUUCCUGAUGGGAUCAAGUUUUCUUUUGGAUCCUGUUGCCGGUGGGAUCCCAUUCAUGAUCUGUAUAUUUUGGAAUGUAAUGGGAGAGAAUUCCAUUGUUUAGGGUGCAAAAAGAGAAAGAGCGUUCACCAUAUGUUAUAGUAUGAAAAACUGCAAAAGGUUCAAAACUCUGCUGCUAGAAUAGUUCUAAAGGCAAAAAAGAACAUGAUCACAUCACUCCACUACUCUACUCACUUCAUAGGCUCCCUUUACAAGCACUCAUUUGAUUACAAACUGUCUGUUCUUUGUCACAACUCUUUCUCUGAUUCCUUUCUAACCGAACUUCUUUCUGUCUAUUCACCCUUUGACAGCUUCAUUCCUCCGCAGACACACAUAUUCUUUCUGUUCAUACGAUGCAUGAUCUUUCUGUUUCUGCACCCCCAAACACAUUCGGGAUGGGGUACCACGCUAUAUAAGACCACUGUAUUUUAUUAUCUAUUCUCUGUUGUGAUAAUGUUACCAAGUUGGAUCACGUUUUAUUAGUUGGAUUCUGUGACCCAGUGAUAUUAUGAAGGGUAUGUUACCAAUUGGGGUUAAGAUCCAUCAAAACACUUAGAAGUGAAUGCCAUAAUCCAAUCGUUCAACUUCAUUUCUGUAUAUAGCUUAGGCCAUAAUAGAGGACACAUAAUAUUGGAUAAUGUUAUUGGUGGACUCACUGUUACCCGAACUGACUCACACAGACGCUUGUAUAAGGUGGUUAGCUACACGAGAUUUACUUUAAAAAAAGUAUUCUGUGCAGCAGUUGUGGUCAACCAUGUCCCAUAAAUGCACAUGCUAGCAGUACGGACGGCAAGAGGUAGCACUGGGCAACAUGUAAAACUUAAUGCGAUGAUCCAUUUUUUGCAGGCAGCCACCUAACUAUGAAGGAACUUAUAAUAAUGAGCUACUGUUGGUAAUAUGAAAUGCCACAAAUUGUAAUAAAUCACAAGACAUUAGUUGCAACAAACAACAAUCUUGUAGAUUGGCGCAACUUUAUGACAGAAGAAUGGGCCAUGUGGCUCCAAAAUAAUCCAGAUCAAAUUGGAAGCAUUGACAAUAAUGGACUACCAGAAGUGGUGGAAAUUGAUGAGUCUAAAUAUUUCAUCAUAAAUAUCUCAGAGACCAGUGUUUUUACAGCUUUGAAUGCGGCAUGGAUAAAUGCUAUCUAAUAAAGGUUCCCGACUGCACAGCUGCUACCCUAGAGCUUUUGAUUCAAAGAUAUAUCCUCCCAGGAACACAUCUGAUGGCUGGGCAGAAUAUGCACGUAUUGACCGCAUUGCCAAUGACAUGUACACGCUCUACAAUGUUGUCCAUCAAAGGAACUUCGUCGAUCCUUCUUAUAGUAGCAAUGUUCACACGGAAAAUGUGGACAAAUAAUUUGUCAUGAAUUAAUAUCAAUGUCUCCAAUGACAUGAUAUAAUGACUGUUGUUUAUUUACGUUCUCCAUUUUAAUUAUUUCUGAUACAAUAACUAUUGUUUUAUUUACUUUCUCCAAUAUUUCUAAUAUUAUAAAUGUUGUUUUAUUAACAUAUUCAAAUGACAUUAUAUAUUUCUGAUAUAAUAACUGUUGUUUUAUUUUCUCUAAACAUCGAUGAAUAUUGUAAUAUAAAUUUAAUUUCUUGUUUCGUUUUUGUGAACAUCACUUCAGUUUGAAAAUUGCAUUUAGCAUACCAACUUAUAUGUGAAAAAUCUGGCAUGUGGGGUGAAAAAUAAAAACACAACAAAUUGGAGAGACCGUUUACGCCACCGGUCUGUAAAAAUCAAAGAAAAAGAAGUUAAAAUGCUGUACAAUUCAGUGUUAGUUAACUAUUACUGCCUGGACAAAAUUUAAUAAAGAAUACACAUAAUUUUACUCACGAAAAUAAAAAAUUUGAUCACAACUAAUAUACGCACUGAACUGCACUUAUACCAAAAAACAACACUUUUUGUCAACUUUUUUUUAAUGACACAUUGCACGGUUGAGUUGUCUCUGUCAGUGUAGCUCAGGUAUGACAAUUUCAACAAUAAAAAAUCUGUCUGAUGCUAUCCGACAACCUCAACAUAAUACUUACACUUAUAGUAAUAGUAAUUGUCUAAUACAUCAUGACCAUGAAAAUCUAGCCUACUACUACUUAUUAUAUCAUAUCUGGUUGACUCUUUUGAUUAGACCAUUUAAACUAAACAAAGAUAAGUUCCUAUUCACAUGGCACUCACACAAAAAUUGAUGUUAAGAGAAGGAUCUUUUAGUUUUAGUUUUCUCCUGUCGCCAGAGACUGCUGAUGUUAUUUUUACAUUAAUUAAGUUACAUAGGACGAAAAAUAGCUUUAUUCAGUAGUAUUCAUCCAACCUACAAUAAAUGUUGUAAGUAAGGAUUGCAGGUUUCAAAAAUAUAAAUAAUUUCAAAGCAAUGGAAAAUACAAAAACUGAUUUGCCCCAAUUGUUAUGUUUUUCAUUUCAUUUACCAGGGAAAAUAAUUCAAACAAGAGUGACAACAGCUGGGAAAACUGGCUGGGAGGAUGGGUCCAGACAGCAAAGGAAAAGGUGAAGACAAUCUGUUACAUAUUGUUGCAUUCAUUUGAUAAUUGUUUACAUUUCCUAAGUUUUGUGUGUCCUUUAAGCUUAUAGAGAUUAUUAAUGCAUUUGACUCAUUUGUAAUGCUGGAAACAGUGGUUUAGGUUAACUUGCUGGACUAUUGUUAUAUUUUUACAUAAAUAAAUAUUGCUUUCUCCAAGUGAUUUACAAAAUAAUUUAUUUAAUAAAGACUAAAAUGCUUCAAUCUUAGUCUUCAAACAAUUAUUCUACAAAAGAAAAAAACUUUUCAUUUGGUGACAAAAAAAGAGUAAAUAUGUUUGUAAGUUAUUUUUUGUGUAAAUUCUUUUUGAAGAUCAUCAAUAAUUACUUUAAAUAUAUUAGAAGAUGCACACACCUAAUCAUUAGAUUUUAUUUCAUAUCUACAGUCAAGUUCUGCUUUAGAGUUUGUGAAAAAAGAUCUGGCAGAAUUUACAUGCACCAUGCAAAAAGAAACAGAAAAGGCUGUCGAGUUGACCAAGGACUCACUCAAUGUAACAUUGUGUUACUCAUUUUUACUUUCUUUCUUUGUUCUCUAUAAGUUUAAUUAACUAAUUAUAAAAAGUGUUGGAAAAAGUGUUGUAAAAACCAAACAGGAAAAAAGACAUGGCAGCUAGGUAAAAUUGUGCUCAAAUCACUUCCUUUACACGUUACUUAACUUUGCUUCUGUCUGUAGGAUAUCUGUAUAUAUAUAUUAUGUAAAUUUAAUUUAUACUUAUUUGCCUUUUUGUUGUACUGAUGAAGGCAUGUGCCAAAACAUAUUCUGUAAAAUUAUCAUUAAAGCUUACCUUAUAUUGUUAUAUUGACACAAAUUGUUGUUGUCUAAUUUCUCUAUAAGUUGUGGAAUAGUCCAUGUUGAAAUUGAAAUAAUUUUACAAGAAUAAUUUGCAAUCUCAUUAAAAAAAUAUUGUAUUUUGACAUAUUUUUUUUUUUUUUGCUGACAGCGAGAGAAAACCACUCAAGCCACUAACAAGGUAAAAGCGGGCUUGUCUUCAUUUUUAGACAAUAUUUCUAAAGUGCUGGUGAUUCCCCCAGAUGAUAAUUAUAUUCAGAUGAAGGUGGCAGCUGAUGGCAGUGGACUGUAUGAUAGAGGGAAGGUAAGUUGAAAAUAUGUUAUUGGCCAUGCUUGGGUUUUUUUGUAAGGUCAUUUUUAACUUCGGAUGGUGUCUCAGUCAGGUAACAAGAUGUAGUUCUGCUCUAUCUUGUCAUAAUGUUCAAGUUAUUAUGUGAGUGAACGAAGGUAUUUUUUCCUUUUAUAUUUUUCCUUUAAUCAUGAACUUAACUCAGCCACGUAUGAACAUGACUAAGUGAUGAUUAAAAACCUUGGCAUAAAUUAAAAUCUUUGUGCAUUUUUUGAGAGAGACACUGAGUAUUUUUGCUUGGAGAGAAACACAAAUAUUUGUUGUUAUGAGUGGAUCUUAGUCAUUUUGCAAGGAGAUUCUUUUUAGACACAUUUCUAUUUCAAACACCAGUAACUACUUGUAGGCAUUUUGUGGACUUUGUUUUGCAAUCUGAACUUUUAACAGUCUUGUGAUUAUUUGACUUCACACUACACAUCAGCCUUGUUGGGGCUAGGAGACAGCAACAGAAUUCUAGAAUCUUACAUUGUUUUCGGUGGCAUUACAAAGGGGACCUACUCUUAGAUAAUGUACUACCUGUUUUAACAUUAGCAAUUCACAUUGCAGUAUGUCAAGGUUGACAUAGGAUUUUAAUUUAAAGCUUUAAAAAUAUCUUCUUAGUUUGCAUUUAUUUUACUUCAUAUAGAAAAUGAUAUUAUACCAUCAUUUGCCUUAAGUUUUAAUGAAAUUUAAUCAUAUUUCUUUCCUCUUGCUGGUUUCUAAAGCUUGAAUGGAACUUCCACUUAAAAUUUUCUUGCUUUCAGAAGUCAGUUAUAUUUUAAUUCAAAAUUAAAAAAAAAAAACUAAUAUAAAAUUAAGAUUCUAACUGCUCUUAUGGCAUGAACAAUUUUUUGUUAGUUUUCUUAUCUUUUUCCAUAAUAUAUUUGUUAAUAUGAGAGUUAUGCUACAUAAAAUAUUGCAGUGUUUUUUUUAAAGCUUUAAACUUGGAUCUUAUUUACUAUCAUCACAGGCUCGCUUGCAUGCACUUCAGCUGGAUGCAAGCACCUACAUGGACACUCCCCAUGGCCCACCAGAACAAUAUAGCAUGUGGCUGGAAAGUUUUAACAUGGACCAACAUAAAGGAGAAAUAUCAGAGCUGUUAGUUUCAAAGGUGGAAGUUCGAGCUCUCUACACUAAAUUGGUAAGUUUUAACAGCCGAUUGACUUUCUAUCUUUCAAACUAUAUAAUUCUAACAUUUGAUUUUGAUAAAAAUAAAAAUUAAUCAGCCUGUCAUGGCUGUAAAUCUCAAAAAUUUAUUUUUAAGAAAAGCGAGGAUCAUUUUAAUGCUAUUUUCAUGAACUGUUUGAUAUAUGGUAUUAAAAACUAUAAGUGUCAAAAUUAUAUGGACAUUAUAUGUAACAAAAAAAAUUAUAAGGACAAAAAUAAAUGUUUUUAUGUUCUUAAGUAUUUUCUUAAAAAUAUUCUUAACUUACAUCUUUGAUAUUUGUCUCUUUCUAAAAUUUAAUUUUAAAAACGAGCGUGUUUUACUUUUAUUUAUAGGAUUCUGUUUUAUUAAAUAAACAUACUAGAAAAGUCAGCCUUCAGGAUCAGAGAUAAGCCAUCUGAACUUUAAAACUUUUGUGGUUAAACAAGCUUUUACAGUCACAUUGAAAAUGGUGUCAUUGGUUUGAAAUCAUUUAGUAUUUAAUCUUUAUUCUAGGUUCCCAGUGAUGUCUCCCAUGCUGAGUUUUGGCAGAGAUAUUUCUACCGUGUUCAUCAACUACAAUGUGAUGAGGCUAGGAAGCAGGCAUUGAUGAAAAGGGCAGAACAGACCAAAGGAGAUUCAUUCAGUUGGGACGGUACUGACUUGACCAAAUUAUUAUUGACCUUCUGUCAUUGAAAAUUUACUAUAUUUUUCUGUCUCUAUCAGCACUCUGGCAUAAAUUUUGAGUUGGUUCUAAUCUUUGAUUAAACCAGGUAUUUACAGUGAACUCUGAAAGAGUUUAAUUAUUGAUAUUUCUUGGAACAAGCGGGGGACGGUCUUAAUAGAUUGAAGUAAAGCAAUGCAUCCUUCUUUUGUUAGCUACUAGGAACUGUUUAGGUCUUCCAAAAAUGUAUGCUUCAAGUUUGGGGAUUAUUUGUUUCAUAAUGCAUGGUAAGAAGUUAAGAUUUUCAUUGAAGAAAAAAUAUAUUCUUAUAUCUUGAGUUUUUAUUCCCAUUUCUUUUUGUUUGGCCAGAUGAUGAGGAAGACUGGAGUGGUGGUGAGGAUAACCAAAGUGACUGGGAGAAAAUGCCUCGCCAAACCCAGUCAUGUGCAGCAUCAAAGUCAAAAAGUGUAGACUCUGUCCAAACUGCGCCACAUACAUCAACCCCGUCUCAAAAUGACUUACAAGACAGUUCUAAAGAUACUGUCCUAAGUAACCCAUUGGACAUAACAAAUGUUGCUGACACAAAAACAGAUCUUCUGAUUGCAGAGAAUAAAACAGAUCAAGACAAAGGCAAACAUCAAGCUAUCGUCAGUCUUUCUGAGACAGUAGUAAGCAAACCAGAAGCUGUUGAUAUAAAAUCUGUAACAGUUGCAAAUGAUUUUGAUGUGUCUGAACAGUGUAGCAGCCUGACUAUGCUACAACAGCCCUCUGCUGAGUUGUGGAGUUUACAUAUACCCGAUGAUGGAGUUCAGGGUGAUCUCCCAGACCAGGAUGUUGUGUCUGAAGCUGUUACUCCAGAAGGGGUUUCCGGGGUCACUGAGGUGGUUGUCAAGAGUGACAACGUUAAACCCCCAGUUGAUACAGAAAAGCAUCACAGUAUUGUAACUGUCCAAGAGCCUACGCAUGAUGACUGUGUUGGAGUUCAGGGUGAUCGUCCAGACCAGGAUGUUAUGUCUCAAGCUGCUACUCCACAAGGGGUUCCCGAGGCCACUGAGGCGGUUGUCAAGAGCGACAACAUUCAACCCCUAGUUGACACUGAGAAACAACACAUUGUUGUAACUGUUCACGAGCCUACGCAGGAUGACUUUGGUGACAAAUUGUCAGCUUCUUUAUCCAAAGGACAAACUGAAAAUGCCACAUCAUUGCCUGUCGAACCAGAAACUCCAUGUCAGCCAGCUCAGUCAACACUUCAGGAAAAAAUUGCCAAUGAUGUUACCAGUGUUUUCAACAAAGCAUCAGAUCUUCAGCUGCUUCCGCAAUCCCCCGAACUCGCAAUAGAUACUGCAUCCACUGAAACCAGUGUCUUCUCAGCAGCUGAACUGGUUCUUGAAAAUAUCAGUGAGACACCAGAAGCAGAAGAAAUUUCACAGCAACCUUCAGAAUCUACUCCAGGCAUUGCUGCCAUGCAAUCCACUCAACCACAAAAUUUCAGUACCAUCCCACAAAUCAUCCAUUCUGUUGAAAAUGCUGAUGCCGACGCCGAACAUGGCGCUCUGGUCCAAGAUGUUGAAAACAGCGGUGACAUGAAGGAGAUUGGGAUGACGAUUAAGGGAGACAUGAUUGUGGUUGGAGAGAGAGUCAGUCCAACAUCUUCAGAUCUCAGUGAUACAAAAGGUUAAUUAUUCAUUUAAUCUCUUGCUUACUCCUUUCAAUUUGCAAGUCAUGCAUUAUAGCUCAAGGGUACAUAUAUAUUUGGGGUUGAAAUUCAAUGUUAAGGUGUUACAACAGAUUAAGAAUUCCUCAUCUGGUUGAGUUAAAGCUUAAGAUGUUUCUGGUAGAUCUAUAGCAUUGAUCCAGAUCAACCCAGAACAUUGUAAUGAACUGUUUAACAAUGAAACCGACUUACCAUGGUAAGGGAUCAUAUUUUAGUCAUCUUUGAAUUAUCACAACUAUUUCAUUAGGUUGUUAAACUUAUUUCUAACUAUGGCAGAUAUAUUUUUUCACAUUUUGGUGAUCAUUAUUUUUUUUGUACAAUUGUUUAUAUAAUUUCUCUGCAGUGGAAAAAAGUGAGUGAUUAAUCUAAUUUUUUAAAUUAUGUUUUUGUUUUGUUAUAAAGCUAAAUUUUAAUUAUUUUUUUCCCUCUUUAUCAUCAAAAAUAAUCUGCAACUGGAUGUCCAAUGAUCCACUUGUUACUCUUUGUGAAAUACGUGACAUUUUUGGGUCUGCAUUGGUGAUGGCUUUAACUUUUUGUGUGAAAAACUAAAUGCCCUUUGCGUUACCUCUUUUGAUCCCGGCUUUAAUGUUUGAAUUUUUUUUUCCUGACCUUAUCAAUCUUAUCAAUUAUAAUUUGAAUUUUGGUUUGUAAUUGAACAUUCUCUGCUUUUAAAAAAAAUAUAAAUUGGAUCCUUUUGAUUAAUGUUAAAUAAAAUAUAAUUAAUUAAUUUGUACAUGCUGUAAUUUACUUUUUAUUGAAAUUAACCCUUACUUUUGCCCUGAUCUGUUAAAAAUAAUUAUUGUUUUAAUUAUCUAUAACUUAAUUAUAACUAAAUUUGAAUCUUAAUUAUUAUUUUAUUUUAUUUUUUUUGUUGAAAAAUAUUUAAAUGUUGAUUAUUGCUGAUCUGAAAAUUUAAUGUUUAUGUUACCUUAUUUACCAAAUGAUUAACUUAUAAAACAAAACAAAUGUAUACACAUAAAACAGAUGAUGAAAUAGAUUAUAUGUCCUUAUGUACCCCUAACCAGAAAUUUUUACACCUACUUCCAGAGAUAGGUCAAGAAGAUGACUGGGAACAAGAUUUUGACAUUGAAGUCACUGAGGAAGACUUGAAGGCUGCAGAUGACAUUGCUAAGAGGCUUAGUGAAAAUUUAAAUGUUGAUGUAAGAAAAAAAAUUUGUUUCAAUAAUGGUUUCUUUUAAGCCAUUUCCUUGUCUAUAAAUUAUAAUCGGUGAUAAAAGGCAAUUUAAUUGACACUCUGAUAACUGAUUAAAAUUAAAAGGCAGAACUUAAUUUUAGCCAUCUUUUGUACAGAGUUACACAAGGUCGGGCGGGUUUUCUUGGCCCUCAAUUUUGUUUGUAUAUAGAAUUCUUUAAAAAGGUUACUUUGUAAAAAUAGCAUUUGCAAGUUUAAGUUUUUGUAAACAAUUCUCCAUUUCACAAAUCUUUAUGUGAAUAUACUCUAGAAAUAAAUUCUUCUAUUUCAAGAAUACCAUUAAUUAAUUUAUGCAGUUUCCUUUUAAGUGAGAACUUAACAAAUGUUGAAUUGUUUUGUUGUAUUUAAUUUCAGGAUGACUGGGAAAACUGGGAGUAAAGGAUGCAGAUGACUUGUAAAAAAAAAAUCUUUUUGGUGCAGUUUGAGGGAAAUAUUUGACAUUCAGUGUUCCCAUCAUUCAAUUUGUUCUUCUGUGAGAUGAAAACAAAAGGUUUCUUGCAGAAUGUACUUCAGAGUAAUACAAAUGAAUACGAUGAAACGAUUCCAGAAUAUUAUUUCAUAUUAUGUGCAUUAUUUCUCUUUUCAUUGUGAAAUUUUCAAAAAAACUUUUCAAGUUACUGCAUGUGAUAAAUUUAACUCUUUGUAUUAAAGGCCUGUCUUUAGUUUCACCCCAAAGCUCUGAUACGUAUAAAACAUAAUAUUUUGUUUUAGGUGUAUUCCUACAUGGGCUGCAGUGCAACAGGGAUGUAUUCUUUGCAUCAGCUAGUUUAUUAGUAAUGAUCUGGUUACUAUUUUGUUGCGAAAAUUGUUUGUGGGGAGGGGUGGUGUUUGAAAAUGUUUAAAUCUCAAUGCCAAUAUUAUUAUUAUUAUUUGAAUGCCUUAUUUUUUUGUAUGAUAGUUACACAUGAGCAAGUUUCUUAAUUUUUAAGAAAAUUAUAUAGAAAUGGAAGAAAGAGACUUGACAACACCCUCACAUUGAAAGAAGUUGCUGUAAAAAACAAUUUAAUUUAUGCUAAAUAAACUGAAUACUUCAUAUAAAUUUGACUAGAUUUUAUGAUCAAAAACAGUUAAUUUUUGUAUGUACCAGUACCUGUACAGAAGUUUUGACUUUUAUGGUUUAAAGCUAAAAACUUAAUAUGGCUGUGACCUUUUCUUUCACUUUGAAUUUAUUUUCAACUGGGCAUUACUUAAUUUUUACAGUGGCUUGAGUAAAAUGAUUAAUUUAAGAGGAUACCAUCAGUUGUUCUGGUUAGAAAAUUAUAGUUGGGGGAAAAUAAAAAAGUUAAAGACCACUAAAGGGUUCCACCAAUCCCUUUUCUGUGUUUAAAGUUACCCUUUAUGAGAAGUGUAAUCAAUGACUGCAAAAAUGAUGUUACUUUUGACACAAAAAAUUAGCACAUUUCAAUAACAGGGCAGCCAGUUUAAAAUGGCAAGUCAAUAUUUUCUCAUGACUCAUUUGUGCAAGAUUGAACCGCUUGGGUCUGACUUUAAAGAUUUGUUUAGCAUAUAUCCCCAUUUAAAAAGGGAUAGUUGCUGAAUUUCCUCUUUUUUUUCUGAUGGGAUGGCACACAAACAUUUAUUUUUAAAUAAAUUAAUAUGAAGGAAAUUGAUUUUAUCAAUGAAAGUGUUUACCUGUCAUGAUUAUACCACCUUCUUACACUGAAUAUUCUUUAUUAGCUAGCUGUAAGUUAUUGUAUGAACAUAGUCUUGUCCAGUGUCAACUAAUGAAAUAAUAUUUGUAAUGAGAAUACAAAUUUUUUCAUAUAAAUUCAAAAAUUGUUCCAACCUCAUUACCAACUGGCAAAGUGCAUGUUUUUAAUUUUUUAAAAAAUGAAAGCAGAAAGAGUUACUUGGCCAAGGUGUACUGAAUUGUGUUAAAAACUAUGCUUACAAAAUUCACUUGAAUGGUCUAAUUUUGAACAUUUGGCUCAGUUAUAGGGAGAUUUUUAAAAAAUUCUAUAAUUCUGUUAGUCAGUUAUGGAUACUAUACUGUUUUCAAACAGUCUAGACCUGUUGCAUUAUAUAUACACACCAAGCCUAUUUGUUAUUUUAAGUGUCUUUCCAGUUGAUAUAAAUAUUUUUUAUGCUAAUCUUCAAUUUCAUUGGAAACCCUUAAGGCACAAAAUGUGUUUUACUGUAACCCAGACAUAUUAUUAUUUAACUAAUACAAUAUAUUUAGCUAGAGAUUGUCGUAUUUAUGGGUUACAGAAACUAAUGGGCUUUGGGAUUUAACAUUAAUAGGUUUACUUCAUUUUGUCCCCUCAUUUUUUUAACCGCAUUAUUUCAUGUACAUUAAAAAAAAAACAUCAAUAACUAAUUGCUGUGUUCAUUACCUUGCAUAUUUUGUUCUUAUAUGAAAUGACAACUUUUUGAAUCUUCAAAGUUGUUCUAAGUUAUGAUAUACUCCACAUCAAGCUUUGAUAUACCAAUGCUCCUUGAUUUCACUGGGAUACAUUCUGAUGUCUGGUAACUAUUUCUGUAAUGGUAUCAAAUAUGCAUUCUUUGUAAGGUGUCAAGUGCCAACAUCUUGUAAGCAUUACUAUUAUUAUUUUAUACAUACUACAAAAUAAAUGCCCUCUAACUUUCAAGAGGCAUGAUGGUAUGCUCAAGUCUUUUUUUUUUUAAAUGACAUCUUUAUAUUAUUAAGGUGGACCAAUAAAUGAUCUGUCAAAUACUGCAAUAUUCUAUGAAGUGAAUGAGCAUGAUAUACUAAUCCAGGCAUGACUACACUUGGUUACUAUAACCUCCUUACAAUCUGGUCCUUUAUCUUUGUUUUUUUUUUUCACUAAUAAUCUACAGAACCAAAAUAUGAUUUAAAUAUUUAAGGAAUUUAAAAAAAAAAUCUGUUCUGGAUAAUUGGGCAUCCUCAUAAUAUAAUAAUUUUUGCCAUACACAUAUGGAGUCAACCCUAAGAGAGGCAAAUGUAAACAACCAGCAUACAAUAAAUGGAAACUUGUACAUAAAUAAUCAUAAAUACAUGAAAACAAAAGUUUAAAACUGGCCUUGAUGUUCGGUCUUAAAUGUGAGAACUUCUGUUGCUAUUGAUGUUCUUUUUUUAAUGAUGAAACUGUUCAUGAUGUAAUUAUUAUUGGGGAAUUAAUUCCAAAAUACAUUUCUUAAAAACACAUUAUUUUGUUUCAUUUAUGUGUUAUUUUAUUUAUUUUUUUAAAUAUAAAAAGUUAAGUAAACAUUUACAAAAAAUGUAGAUAUU